AUGGGAAGGGUCUGCGAACAACCAAACUGCCCCGAACAACCCAGCAACGGCAUUGAGGGGAGCCGUAGGCGGCAAUUCUGCUCUAGACACGCUAUAGAAGGAAUGGUCGAUAUCUGUUCGAAGCAUCCUUCGUUCGGUGUCAAACGGAGCGGUAGGCGGCAGUUCUGCGCCAGACACGCUGCGGACGGGAUGGUCGAUGUCUCCAGCAAAAGGUGUCGCCAGGAAGGCUGUUCGAAGUAUCCUUCGUUCGGCGUCAAGGGGAGCGGCAGGCGGCAGGAAGGCUGUUCGAAGUAUCCUUCGUUCGGCGUCAAGGGGAGUGGCAAGCGGAUGUUUUGUUCUCGGCACGCUGAGGAUGGGAUGAUGGAUAUCGCCAACAAGAGGUGCACCCAGGGACUGCCUGAAGGAUGCGAGCUAUGGCGUGGACGGCACCGGGAAACGAGAAUUCUGCUCCGAACAUGCGUUAGAGGGAAUGGCUGAUAUCACCGGGAAGAGAUGCGAUCGUGGCGAAUGCCAUAAAUCACCGACGCACGGAGUG
Molecule: messenger RNA, 535 nt
Organism: Ectocarpus sp. CCAP 1310/34
Lineage: Eukaryota; Phaeophyceae; Ectocarpales; Ectocarpaceae
Source: the annotation of a GenBank genome assembly